GCCCUGAACUUAUCGCUGACGUUGUGGUCACGUGAUGUUUUCGCUGGGUCGUAGUGAUGUGUAGCCACCAUGAGUGAAAGGAGAAAUAAAGCGUGAUGAUGGAAACGCGUCGGUUCUCCGAGGAGCCGCGCUUUGUGCUCAACAUCCAGCGGAAUCCCGAGGAUCCUCAUCUGACCGAGUGAACCUCAUCCUGGAGCUAUAAUUCUCUCUCUCUCUCUCUCUCUCUCUCUCUCUCUCUCCUCCCUUAUAAUGGGCCGUGUGUCAGCGUAACGGAGGUGAAGUGACCUUUAAUUUCAUCUUCUGAUGGAGGAUCUCUGUGAUAACGGUGUGAUGUUGACGCUGGAGGCGCAGCCGCGGCGUGUUGCUAAAACGGCUGCGGUCGCGACCAGCGGAGAAGCUUCUUCUUCUUCAUCAUCCUCAUCAUCCUCAUCAUCCUCCUGCUGCUCAAUCAAUAGCGCUGGCUCGCGCUUGCCCGUGCACUCGACGGCCUCUGCUCAUCUCCACCACGCUGCUCCUCCGAGGAGACUUCCACCACCUUACCACUUCAGAGUUCAUCAUCUGUUUCCAGAGGAGAACGCUCAGGAUCCUGUGGUGAGGAAACAUCUCCCUGCUCUUCAGUAUAAGGUGCACGACUCUGCCUUCUGCCGCGUCCUGAGCACGGACACCACCGCCGCUGCUCUGGCCGCCGCCGCCGCCGUGUGCUCGAGCAGCGUGGAUGCUGAUGUGUGGAAGUGUGGAUAUUUAAGAAAACAGAAACACGGCCACAAGAGGUUCUUUGUGUUGAGAGGGCCCAGUAACCACGGGCCCAGUCGCCUGGAGUAUUACGACAGUGAGAAGAAAUUCCGAAAUUCUCUAAAAGCUGCUGCCUCCACUGCUGGUGUUGUGUGUCCUCCUAAGAGGGUUAUUUACCUGUCCCAGUGUUUCACAGUUAACAAGAGAGCUGACGCCAAGAACAAAUACCUCAUUGCUCUUUAUACUAAAGAUGAGUAUUUCGCGAUGGUGGCUGAGAGCGAGCAGGAGCAGGAGGACUGGUAUCUGGCCCUCACAGAACUCAUGACUGAAGGCAAAAAGGGGCAGCUGGACACGGACGAGCUGGAUGACGGUUAUGGAACGAUUUCACCUGGGACCAUUUUUAAGGAGGUGUGGCAGGUAAACGUGAAACCCAAAGGUUUGGGGCAAACCAAGAAUUUAAUGGGGGUGUACCGUCUGUGCCUUUCUGCCAAGACAAUUCACCUGGUAAAGCUAAAUUCCGAGACCCCUGCUGUAAACCUGCCCCUGAUGAACAUUCGCCGCUGUGGUCAUUCUGAGAGUUUUUUCUUUAUUGAGGUGGGACGCUCUGCUUCUAUUGGUCCAGGUGAGAUCUGGGUGCAAGUGGAAGACUCUGUGGUGGCUCAGAACAUGCACGAGACCAUUCUCGACACUAUGAAGGCUUUGAAGGCCUUUCCGGACUUUAGACCACGGAGUAAAAGCCAAUCAUCUGGGUCCAAUCCCUUACCCUUUAUCACCACGCGCCGCCACUUCGGAAAUCUCCCCAGUCAGACGGGGCUCCUGCGUGCCUCCAGAACCGAUUCAGUGACGGGUAUUCCUCCUACAGGAAAAAGGAAUAAAGGUGUCACAGGGCAGCGCUACCGAACUUCCAGCGAAGGUGAGGAAACCUCAGAACGACCUCUCAGCUCGGGAACCGGAAGUUUGUUGCACCUGAACACGCCCUGCUUAAACAUGGGCCGGGAGGAGAGCGGUGGCUGCUGUUCUCAUGUCUCACCUAGUUGUGCCCAUCAUCAUACUCGCUCUGCUUCUCUUCCUGUUUCGCACUUUCUGUCUGCUACCAGUCCCAUCAGCGUCUCCAGCAGCAGCGGCCAUGGUUCAGCCUCAGACACGCAUACACGACCCUCAAGCUCCUCCAUCUGUGGCUCUCCUAGUGAUGGAGGCUUCAACUCGUCUGACGAGUUCUGUCCCAGCCCUUGUGAUUUUAGAUAUUUCCAUGCCAGCAGCAGUACACCUGAACCCCACAGUGACACUCCGCCCAUUAGGGAGGAGAAUCGGCUGGUGGACUACAUGGCUAUGGACUGGUACAAAGAAGCACAGGGCAGCAGCAGAACUUUUGAGGAGGAGAGCAGUUACAUGGAAAGAACUUUUCUCAAGCUCACACAUUAUGCCAAGUCAAAACCCGCUAACAGUUUAGGUGUCAUGCAUCAGAAAGCGACGCAGACUUCAUCUUCAUUAGAUGAAUCGAGUCCUGUGGAGCCAAAACGGCAUGCUGUCUGCUCCUGCAUCCUUAAAGCAGGCUAUAAAUCUUACUCGGAGUUACAUCACCCAAACAGGCCUCUCUCACUCAACUCAGACGGUCAGAAGAAACUGCCUAAGGAUGAAGUCUACAUGCCUAUGAUACACAACGCCAUCCCCUCUCCUCACACAGAUUCCACCCCUAUGCAACCCAGAGCAAACCAUCUGGCCAGCUCACACCUUCAUCCCUGCUCUCUACAGCAGGUGGACAGACAUGGCUACAUGAUGAUGCUGCCACUAGACAGUCAUUCUCCUGGAAUAUCCAGUCCCUCCUGCAGAAGCCAGAACGAGUAUGACGAUUACAUGGACAUGUCUCAGAUUGGCUCAGCCGAAGGCUACAUGCAGGCUUCUCCUGAAGGUCCCAAGUCUUAUGGGUCUUAUUUCUCCCUUCCACGCUCGUACAAAACGCCGUGUCGAGAUGAUCACAGAAAAACAGAAUAUGUUCCUGGAUCUCCAGAUGAACCUCCCAGCCCUCCCAGUCCAGGAGAGUACAUCCACAUGGAGUUUGGAGACAGGCCUCCUCAUGCGCCAUCUUCUCCAUCAGCAGUGGAAUCUCCAACCGUACCAAGUUCUCAGCCUUGUUAUCAGCUCUGCUGCUCCCCUAUGGACCAUGACUACAUAGGCCUAAACAUGGACAACCUUUUGAAGAACCGUCCUCCUCGGCACUCCCUCGUAGCCCCGUGGAACCCUCCAAAUUACGCACGCCCCUUAGGAUGCUCCUAUGGCCAGGUUCAGAAUAACUUUGUUCCUAAGGACGUCCAUAGGGAAGCUGAGAGUCCCUCCAGGAUGAUACAGCACCUUUGUGUCUCUGAAAGAUCACCCAGUCCUCAAAGGGAACCUAAGGUCAUUAGAGCAGAUCCACAGGGUCGGAGGAGACACAGCUCAGAGACCUUCUACCCCUGUCCUGGUGGCACUGUGGGUGGAUGCACUGCCAGAGCCUCUGCCAUUGUAAAUCUUGUAGAGGGUUUUCGAUGGCAGAAUUCUGCCUCGUUUGAUAGCGUGUGGUCUUAUACAGAAGAUCAUGGAUCUCCUGAAUCUGUUCUCGUUACUGCUAACUGUGCCACUGGAGAAACGCGCUGCAACGUUUCAUCCAGCUACCUCAACUACAUCGCUCUGGACCUGAGGGAAGUCCCAGGGAUCACCCACGAUGCCACACCUCCACACCCAGGCCACGGGACAAGAGAAGAAAGCCAGGCUCGUGCUGGUCUGGUCUUCUCCAAGUCAGGAGGACGCACCACCACUGCCUCGAAAGACUGAGAGCGAGCGCUGAGGGGAAGCCAGAACUUUGGAAAUCCACUGAACUCUAGAAUGCAGAAGAGGAAGCUGCCUCCUCAUCCUCCUCCUCGUCCACGUCCUCCUCCUCUUCAUCAGACCUCCAACUGCAAAGACUGAAAAACUACACAGCCUCUUUUUGCUCUGUAUCUCCUACAUAACUGCCUCAGACCAGUUCAUUUUGUGGGUUUGUUUGAAACACACGUGUGUUGUUUACGUGAGUGUCUGCGGUGAUCCUGAGUCCCAUUUCAGAUUGUGAACCUCGAGCACUUACUCCAUAACCUUCUAAUUCACACCCCUGCUGAUCUCUGUAAAUACCAGGUGCUUGUGAAUCCAAUACAACUUUGUCAAAUGUGCCAACUA
Molecule: messenger RNA, 3918 nt
Organism: Silurus meridionalis
Lineage: Eukaryota; Metazoa; Chordata; Actinopteri; Siluriformes; Siluridae
Gene: irs4a
Product: insulin receptor substrate 4a
Exons: 2
Coding region: 304-3540 (1078 amino acids)
Biological process (GO): insulin receptor signaling pathway
Cellular component (GO): cytosol; plasma membrane
Molecular function (GO): phosphatidylinositol 3-kinase binding; insulin receptor binding
Source: RefSeq, a predicted model, not a curated record